AAGGCGCAUACUCUUUCCCAACCUCUACUGAUUCCAGGUAGUCAGCAUAUUGUGAUGUGGUUGGAGAGUAUGUUGCCCAGCUGGUUCAAGCCGUCUGUGAACAAUAUUGAGUAUUCGGAAAUCGAGCUCGGGUCACAUCAAUGGGGGGAGUUCUCUAUGGCGGCUAUUAAAUCCGAUCUCGUCUCUUGCCACCUUGAGUCAGGGCCAAUGAGCUUGUAUCCAUUAGGCCAUUAUGGUACAUUCGUCGGAAUCUACGACGGUCAUGGUGGUCCCAAUGCUUCUGAGUUUAUAAAAAACCAUCUCUUUGAAAUUGUGAAAAGAUUUGCGUCGGAUUUAGGAGAUAUGUGUAAGGCUCUAGAUUCAUCAUUUUUGGAAUUAGAUCAACAGUAUCUUCAGUUGGUUAAGAAUGAAUCGAAAGCCAAGUCAGGCUGUUUGGUGGGCGUCAUAGUCAAAGGACGGCUAUAUGUUGCAAAUGCCGGAAAGUCUAGGGCGGUCUUGGGGCGACUGGUUAGGCCCAAACGAUACAUUCCAUUGGUCCUAGAGCAAUGGGUUAGGCACAUACGACACGUCCAAGCCAUCCCGUUACCGACUGACCAAUACAUGCCAACUCACCAGGAGGAGAUAGAAACGCUGCAUCCGCGCGAUCACAGUAUCUUCAUUCCGACUACAAGAUCAAUCGGUAAUCCUUACCUGGAUAACAAGUCGAACAUGUUGUAUGCACCGAACAUUGUCGAAUAUGAACUUGUCCCUGAGGAUGAAUUCAUUAUAUUUGCUUCUCCUUGGCUAUGGAAACACCUUAGCAAUGAAGAAGCAGUUGAUAUGGUGAAAAAUUCACCACGAAAUGGAAUCGCAACGAAACUGAUAAAAAAAGCAUUGGAGAAAGGAGCAUGGAAUGAUCACAGGUUGACAUAUAAGGAGCUGAUGAAACUCAACAUUAAAGAGAGGAGAUCUAUCUAUGAAGACAUUUCGGUUGUAGUUCUCUUCCUAGAUCACGAAUUGUUCAGAGGCGGCAUAUGCUGCCAUUGCUCCUUCAUAUCUUUUGAACAGCAGUAAACCUCAACUGAUUCUUGUUCUGUGUUUUUGGAUUGUAUGGUUUUGGGAGGAAACUCAAUUAUAGUACUCAUGUUUAUUGUUCUUGAAAUAAUAUGGUGCUCAAUAUUUUUCA
Salvia hispanica is the source of this 1165-nucleotide messenger RNA. NCBI's taxonomy places the organism in Eukaryota, Viridiplantae, Streptophyta, Magnoliopsida, Lamiales, Lamiaceae. The record is from RefSeq and is a predicted model, not a curated record.